Salarias fasciatus (jewelled blenny) is the source of this 1372-nucleotide messenger RNA. RefSeq names its product endothelin receptor type B-like. Gene Ontology annotation, cellular component: plasma membrane. Gene Ontology annotation, molecular function: endothelin receptor activity. Gene Ontology annotation, biological process: developmental pigmentation; regulation of blood pressure; vasoconstriction. The record is from RefSeq and is a predicted model, not a curated record. The transcript is spliced from 7 exons. The coding region runs from base 47 to 1342 and encodes 431 amino acids. Lineage: Eukaryota; Metazoa; Chordata; Actinopteri; Blenniiformes; Blenniidae.
CGGCUGCUACAGCAACUCCACCUCCGAGCCGUCCCCACCCGACCUGAUGAUGUCGGACUCGGCUGACUUCUACGGCAGCGACCCGCCUCUGGGACUGGAGCCGGGUCACCGCGCCCCAAACGGCGCCUCGCAUCUGCUGCUGCUGCAAGAGACCGCCGACGAGCCCCCGGAGUCCCCGGGGACCGGACCGGAAAAGCUGAGACCUUCAAGCAAGCUCAAACACAAACAUGAGCGGAAACCUCCGUCUCACCGGUCCCUGUCCAACACGUCGGCGGGGGGCAACGGCAGCUCACCGUCGCCCCCCACCUGCGUGCAGGACACGUCCAUAAAGACGGUCUUCAAGUACAUCAACACGGUGAUGUCCUGCGUGAUCUUCGCCGUGGGGAUCAUCGGGAACGGCACCCUGCUGCGGAUCAUCUGCCAGAACAGAUCCAUGAGGAACGGACCCAACGCCCUGAUCGCCAGCCUGGCCCUGGGGGACCUGAUCUACAUCGCAAUCGAUCGACCCAUCAACAUCUACAAGCUCCUGGCGAUGCAGUGGCCGUUCGCCGACAGCUCGCUGGGUCUGUUCCUCUGCAAGCUGUUCCCCUUCCUGCAGAAGGCGUCGGUCGGCAUCACCGUCCUCAACCUGUGCGCUCUGAGCGUGGACCGGUACCGUGCCGUGGCGUCCUGGUCCCGGGUGCAGGGGAACGGCGUUCCCAUGGCGACGGCCGUGGAGAUCGUGGCGAUCUGGGUGCUGUCCAUGCUGCUGGCCGUGCCAGAAGCCGUCGGCUUCAACAUGGUCAACUUCGAAUACAAGAACGUGACCAUGAGGACGUGCAUGCUACAGGCCAACACGCCCUUCAUGACUUUCUACCGGGACGCGAAGGACUGGUGGCUGUUCGGGUUCUACUUCUGCGUGCCCCUGGUCUGCUCGGCGGUCUUCUACGGCCUGAUGACCGGCGAGAUGCUGCGGCACGAGAAGGGCAGUCUGAGGAUCUCGCUCAGCGAUCACCUCAAACAGCGCAGGGAGGUGGCCAAGGCCGUGUUCUGCCUGGUGCUGAUCUUCGCCCUGUGCUGGUUCCCUCUUCACCUGAGCCGCCUGCUGAAGAGAACCGUCUACCGGGAGCACGACGCCGGCCGCUGCCAGCUGCUCAACUUCCUGCUGGUCCUGGACUACUUCAGCAUCAACAUGGCCACCAUCAACUCCUGCAUCAAUCCCAUCAUCCUCUUCUUCGUCUCAAAGAAAUUCAAGCACUGCUUCAAGUCCUGCCUGUGCUGCUGGUGUUCGUCCGGCUCUCUGUCCAACAGCCUGCUGCCGCUGCACCACGGCACCAGCCAGUACAAACACACCGAGCACUGACGGAGCGCCGCCCUGCUGGACCGCAGCAGC